Molecule: messenger RNA, 1559 nt
Organism: Hippocampus comes (tiger tail seahorse)
Lineage: Eukaryota; Metazoa; Chordata; Actinopteri; Syngnathiformes; Syngnathidae
Gene: bdh2
Product: 3-hydroxybutyrate dehydrogenase, type 2
Exons: 10
Coding region: 97-834 (245 amino acids)
Biological process (GO): siderophore biosynthetic process
Cellular component (GO): cytoplasm
Molecular function (GO): 3-hydroxybutyrate dehydrogenase activity
Source: RefSeq, a predicted model, not a curated record
CCAAUAGCUGUAAACUUAUAACGCGUCACGUGUAUAUUGCGUCUCUGCAAAAAUUGUUGGACCGAUUCUGCAUAUAGCAACUGGAAUCAGUGCUCCAUGGGCCGCUUAGAUGGGAAAGUGAUUGUGUUGUCAGCCGCUGCACAGGGGAUUGGACGUGCUGCUGCAAUAGCCUUUGCAAAGGAGGGGGCUCAAGUCACUGCAACUGAUAUAAAUGAGGAAAAGCUCAAGGAACUGGAUGGUAUUCAAGGGAUUAGGACCAAGGUGGUGGAUGUGACCAAGAAGGACCAAGUGGAGGCCUUGGCCAAGGAACAUGACCACAUAGAUGUCCUCUUCAAUGUUGCAGGGUUUGUGCACCAUGGCUCCAUCUUGGAUUGUGAAGAGGCCAACUGGGAUUUUACCAUGGAUGUGAAUGUCCGGAGCAUGUACCUUAUGUGCAGAGCUUUCUUGCCAAAGAUGUUGGCAAGAAAGUCUGGAAACAUCAUAAACAUGGCUUCCGUUGCAUCAAGCAUAAAAGGUGUGGUGAACCGGUGUGCGUACAGCACGUCUAAGGCGGCCGUGAUUGGCCUCACCAAAUCCAUAGCCGCCGAUUUCAUUGAGCAAGGCAUUCGCUGCAAUUGUGUUUGUCCUGGUACUGUUGACACUCCAUCACUGAGGGGUAGAAUCCAAGCUCAACCUGACCCAGAAAAGGCUUAUAAGGAUUUCAUGGCAAGGCAGAAAACGGGCAGGAUGUGCACAGCCGAAGAGGUGGCAUACCUGUGUGUCUACCUGGCCUCAGAUGAGUCGGCUUAUGUGACUGGCACAGAGCAAAUCAUCGAUGGAGGUUGGAGGCUUUGAAGAGCAUGAAGCAAACUUGUCCCAUGAAUCAUAGGUGCUACUUUAAGAUUGGCCGAUUCACUAUGUUAACACUUUUUGAUUAUAUUGAUGUCUUCUGAGAUUUUUUUUUUUUUGUAGCUGUGCCUUGUCCAAUUACGGCUUAAUAAACCUAAUUACUCACAGCUACUAUACACUAUCAGUAUAAUAAACACUCACGGGUCUGUUUUUGCAGGGAGGGCAUGUGUGCUUGGUGUAAAAACUGACACAUCUUGAUUUCUGUGCUGGGGUAAGUCUUGGUUAUCGGGUGUGAGAAUUUGGCAGAUUGUGCUAUGCCAUGCUGAGUCUUCUGGCAGACCGAGGGUCACUGUGCUGGGGCGUGUCUGAAAGUAGACCAGACCACAGACCAGCUCAGAGAAAGUCCAAGUUGUGGCGCAGGUGAUGCAAUGUGAUUUUGGUGGAUUUAAUUGCCUGUGCCUCUCUUGCAUUGAAUUUAAAAGGGAUAACGCGAGCCGCUUCCAUUGGUCAGGAAACAAGUCACCUGUGUUCACUCUCACAAUGGUGCAAACUCUCAUUUCUACCUUCGCUCGUCCAUAAAAAUAUCGAAAAAAAGAAAACAAACUCCACCCAUGCAGUAAGAAUGUGCUUUGGGCUACACUUGUUCUGGGUACGAAAAUAGAGACCAAUGUGAACAAUUUUGAUUGUGUCCAAGUGAUUAAUAUUGUAAUACAGUAUAAUAAACUUUACAU